Triticum turgidum subsp. durum (durum wheat) is the source of this 423-nucleotide messenger RNA. The record is from the annotation of a GenBank genome assembly. NCBI's taxonomy places the organism in Eukaryota, Viridiplantae, Streptophyta, Magnoliopsida, Poales, Poaceae.
AUGGCUGCUGCGUUUGCAUCGACGACGGCCGUGUUGGGGUCGGCUCGCCCGGGACGGGUGGCCGUCGCUCGGCGGUGCGUGGUUGCACGGGCGUCCGCGACGAUGGCGGCACCGGCGGCGCUGGCGGCGGGAAGGACACACUACGAUGUGCUCGGCGUGAGCGCGGGGGCGAGCAGGAGCGAGAUCAAGGCCGCUUACCGGCGCCUGGCGAGGGAGGUGCACCCGGACGUCGCCGGCUGCGGCGGAGACGAGGGGUUCAUCCGGCUGCACGCAGCCUACGUCACGCUGGCCGAUCCCGACGAGCGCGCGCGGUACGACCGGGACGUGACCAGCCGCGCCGCGGGGAUGACGAUGUGGCAGGCGUCGGCGACGACCGGACCGGCGUUCCGGCGGCGGACGUGGGAGACGGACCAGUGCUGGUAA